AAAGGUGAACCAAAAUGCUUCAGCUGUAAUAAUUUUGGACACAUCUCAAGGGACUGCCCGCUGCCCAAACCAGUAGUAACAUGCCGAAAAUCAAGAUGGCGAAAAUUUAGAAGAGAGCCUGCUAUGAAUGAAUUGUACGGUUUUGGAAAUCAAAGGGUGCCUGCAGUGACCUCUAUAGGAAUGAUUAAAGCCGAUAUUGAAGUUGAUAAUGUAAAAGGCCAAGGCAUAAAUAUAUACCUUGCACCUGAUAAUGCACAGCCAGUUGAUCUAAUCAUCGGACGGACAUGGCUUGAUCUCCCUCACAUCGCUUAUGUCAGA
Messenger RNA from Stegodyphus dumicola, 318 nucleotides. RefSeq lists its product as uncharacterized. NCBI's taxonomy places the organism in Eukaryota, Metazoa, Arthropoda, Arachnida, Araneae, Eresidae. The record is from RefSeq and is a predicted model, not a curated record.